GGGCAGCUGAGGGCCGGGCAAGGGGGGUGGAGAGCUUGAGCCCCUGGGUGUGCGCGGUGGUAAACGCCGCCGUGUUUGGGGGAGAGGAAAUGUCUCUCGGAACCUUGAGGAGCCGCCGGGGUGCGGCGACGCGGGGCUGACCGCAGAGCAGGGGUGUUGGUGCAGCCGCUGUGGCCUCCCCGCCUGCCGCGGGCUCCUGCGCCACAGCGGCCUUCGUGUGGGCUGGCGGGACUGGGUACUGGCUCUGUUCUUCCUUUUAAUAAUAAAAUAUUAAUGUCAUCAGCGUAACAAAUAAGCCUUAGCAGGUCGGAGAUGUAAAGAGGUGCUGAAGCUGUGAAAGCAGGGAUUUUUUUGAAAUAAGGGAGGAAAGCUUUUAGAAUCACUGGUGUUCACUUAGGGUAAAUUUUAAAGUGUCUUGGCUUCAGGAAACCUACAAUACAAGGAACAUGAUAGUAGCAGUCCCUAUUUUUAAUUUUUUGUGGUCUCACGAGUUUGAAACAUGAUGAAAGGUACACGCUGACCUGCAGAAAAAGAGCUUUUAAAUCUAGAUUUUUUUUUAAAGGUAAUUUUAAUUAUACCAAGCAUUUAAAUAGUUGGCAUCUGCUCUCAUUGUGCAUAGUAUGCCAUUCCUUUACUAACUUUUAUCCUUUCCAUUGGCAGCAUAAAAUAAUUCGUCAGACUUUCAACUGGCAGAAAAAGAACAAUACCUCUGUGGGCUCAGUGGAGGCUCUUCUGUGACACACCGUGCCCCACGUGAAACACUGAAAACAUAUUAUUAGCUUGGACUGCUGCAAGUGGGAAGAGAACCUCUGGUCAUGAUUUCCUUAUUGGACAUGUUUACAGGGGUGUGGAAACAUUGGGAAAGGAACUUUUUAUGUAUUUUGAUCAGAAGGCUUUGAGGAUUCACUUCGGUAUGAACGGUUCCAUGUGCAUCAAUCCUGAUGGAAGCAAAGACAGAAAUGAAGCCCUAUCAGUUUUGGAGCUACAGCUUACAGAAGAUACAGUUUGUUUUUAUAAUGUGACAGCAGAGUAUAGAAAUGCAGCAGAGAGUGAGCAGAAAGUGAGAAUGAUGGAAAGCUUGGAUGUCUGUUCUCCAAAGUUUAGCUUCUCAAGAGCAGAAAGUGAGAUCAAGCAGCAGAAAACCCGCCUGUUGUGUGAUGUGUUGCUGGAUCAAGCAGUAUUGCCUGGAGUAGGAAAUAUCAUAAAAAAUGAAGCACUGUUUGACAGUGGUCUCCAUCCAGCUGUUAAGGUUUGCCAACUGACAGAUAACCAAAUAUGUCACUUGGUGAAAAUGACACGUGAUUUUAGCCUGCUUUUUUAUAAGUGUCGCAAAACUGGGUCUCCGCUCUACAAACACUACAAAGUGUACAAGCGCCCAACCUGUGGUCAGUGCAAUGGGAAGAUCACUGUGUGUCGUUUAGGAGAGAAUAAUAGGAUGACUUACUUCUGUUCUCAGUGUCAAAAGGUGGAUCCCCAGCUUGUCAAUGUUAGCAAACUGCCAACUAGAAAUAGCCUAAUUGGCUGGGCAUAUGUCAGGGAGUCAUCUUGCAAUGAACAUGUAGCUCAGAAAUCUGAAGAGGAGUGGAUAUGUAUGCGCUGUACCCUAAUAAAUAAGCCUUCUGCUGAAAUUUGUGAUGCCUGUUUGACUUCAAGGCCUGAAGGUACUGAAAAGUUGUCUGGAAGUUUGACUUCAAGGCCUGAAGUUCCAAAAACAGAGAAUGUUGAAGAUUCUGCAGCUUUAAAUGCAAACUUACUGAAGUACCCUUGUAAUGAUUUCAGAAAACCAAGUACAGAAAUAAAGAUCAAUAGAAAAGCUGCAUUUGGAACUACAACUCUUGUCUUAACAGAUCUUGGUAACAAAGCUGUUUUGAGAAAUGAUAUCCUGACAUCUGAUGCACACUCUCAGUGUGUUGCUCCAAAAAGCAACUGUAGCCAGAUCCAAAACAAUGUCUACCAGUCAGGGGGAAGCACAGACAAGGAUUGCUCAACACACAUAACUGCUAUGGCUUUGUCCUCCUGUCAGCAACCUCUCUCUUUCAAACACAUACAGAAGAAACAGAAAACUGGUCAUCUACCUUCUGUUCACCAAUAUAAUGUAGCAGCCAUCAAACCUCAAGAUAAUGUGACAGAUGAUACUCGUAUGUUAAGCAUGGGCCGUCCUCACUGCAUCAAACACAGCCGUCUCUGCAGCCUCAGAGUUGUGAGAAAGGAUGGAGAAAACAAGGGCAGGCAGUUUUAUAGCUGUCCUCUACCCAGAGAAACUCGGUGUGACUACUUUCAAUGGGCUGACUUGGAUUUUCCAUUUUGUAACCACAGCAAGCGAUGUGUUAUGAAGACUGUGUUGAAGAUUGGUCCCAAUAAUGGAAAGAACUUUUUUGUGUGCCCUCUUGGGAAGGAAAAGCAGUGUGGUUUUUUCCAAUGGGCAGAAAAUGGGCCAGUGAUGCAGGUUAUUCCUUGAUGUCAAUGUUUUAGUUAUCUGCUCUUCGAGCUGUCUUAAAUGUAUACAGCUUUCCUCGUAAUUUGUUUUGUCUUUUUCCCUUUUCACUGGUUAAUUAGUAAAAUAGCUCCAACAAUGUAAAUAACUGCAGAGUUCGAAAGAAUAAUUGUAUAUAAUCCUAUAAAAAUUAUUUUAAAAAAAAUCCUAUAGAAAUAUAAAAAAAUUAUAAAAUCCUAUAAAAAUGCUGCUGCAUGCUAUUUUGAAAUAAUAUAUAUAUUGUGACAUGUUAUACUUCUAAUAAAAAAAUUAAACUCUUUUCUUAUUUCAUAUAA
Messenger RNA from Apus apus (common swift), 2769 nucleotides. RefSeq names its product nei like DNA glycosylase 3 (gene NEIL3). NCBI's taxonomy places the organism in Eukaryota, Metazoa, Chordata, Aves, Apodiformes, Apodidae. The record is from RefSeq and is a predicted model, not a curated record. Gene Ontology annotation, cellular component: nucleus. Gene Ontology annotation, molecular function: zinc ion binding; DNA-(apurinic or apyrimidinic site) endonuclease activity; DNA N-glycosylase activity. The transcript has 10 exons. Bases 875 to 2458 code for a protein of 527 amino acids. Gene Ontology annotation, biological process: base-excision repair.